GGGGGUUAACGCAGGCUGUGUGACCGUCCUAUCAGUGCUGCCCGGCGCAGUCCCAGCCCACCAGCGUCCCUCCGGAGGGAGCAGCGCGCAGAUCCUUCAGUGUUUGUGAGGGAGAGUGUGAGGCGGUGUGACAUUCUAGCAGGACGCACAGGAGAAACAACAAGACUUGUUGCAGCUGCUUUGAUUUUUUUAAUAAUAGUUUGUUUAGCGGUGCUUGCGGAAAGAAAACAUUAUUUUUUUAGUCGUUUGAUGUUGCAACGCGUCGCAUGCUGCCGAAUCCCACUGGCGUGAACGCGCGUAAAGUGCCGGGAGACACAACAAACACGGUAGGACAAGAGGAGGGGGUUGUGUUGGUGCCAGGCUCGCUGGCAGACUACCAUGGCCUUGAGCGAUACAAGUGGCGACCCUUUGGCCCUCGGCUGCAGAAACCAACAUCCUCUUCUGGCCAAAGGAAACGCUCCCUCGGGCACCAGCACGGCAGUCGGCAGCAGUCGGGACCCACUCACAGCUGCUUCCAGUCCCGACAACCACCCAGCGGAAGGAGGUGAAGACCCCACGGUUUUGGCUGAAGCCCAAACUUUGCAGCAGAGGUCACACGCUGUCCAGAGAGCCGAUAGGCCGUGUCAAAAUGGCGGCGUGCUCAAACAGAACGGCACCCCGAGGAGCAUCGCGCCGUCGCCUUCUUCCUUCCCCGCUCCAGACCCCAAAAGAGGGGUCGGUCACCACUAUUCCUCCCCGACAUGUUCUCCUCCUCUCCAGCCUGUCUCCUGCCAGCACUGCCACCUUCACUCCGCCCUGUGCUGCCCCUGCGGGCAGCAGGAUUGCCCCAUUUUCAAAAGCCAGGGCACGGGUUCGGGAUCCAGUUCCGGUCCUAGUCCAGGAUCGCACCCAGGAACUGCUUCGUGCUGCCUGUCUGCCUGCACCUACUGUCAUCUGCAUCCUCAUCACCCAUCGCCACAGCUCUCUCUGCAUCAUCACCAGCGCUGGCAGGAGCACCUCCAGAGCCAAACACAAGCACCGGGCAUCAGCCCUGCAAGGCCUUUUCGAUUCCCCAAAAGCUAUGCUGAGCUGAUAGCCGAUUGGCCGGUGGUUGUGCUGGGGGUGUGCACGGUGCUCAUAGUGGUCUGUGCGCUUGUAGGCAUACUAGUACCUGAUCUGCCCGAUUUCUCCGACCCACUUUUGGGCUUUGAACCACGAGGGACUGCGAUCGGUCAGAGACUGGUUACCUGGAACAAUAUGGUGAAGAACACAGGCUAUAAAGCCACACUGGCCAACUAUCCUUUCAAAUAUGCAGAUGAACAGGCCAAAAGUCACCAAGAAACCAGAUGGCCGGAGGAUCACUUGGACAGAGAGAAACGGCAUGCAGAGUGGGACUUCAGGAAAGAGUUUUUCUGCGAUGUUCCUGCUGACAGUUAUUCCAGGCUGGUGUUUACAUCUGCCCAAGGGAAAAAUCUGUGGAAUAUUCAGGCCAUAAAGUCAAUGUGUAAUCAAGACAACACCAGAGUGCGGUCUCACCGUGACUAUUGCAAUCUUUGUCAGCGCCUGAACAACGACUCCUGCUGUCCAAGCUGGACUCUUGGUAAUUACAUCGCUGUCCUCACCAACAGAUCGUCCUGUCAGAAAAUCACAGAACGUGAUGUAUCCCACACGCUUAAGAUCCUACGCUCAUGUUCCAAGUUCUACCAUAAUGGCACCCUUGGCCCUGACUGCUGGGACAUGACAUUACCGCGGAAAGAUCAGCUGAAAUGCGGCGGCGUGCCUCGAAAGUGCACCAAAUACAACGCUGUCUUCCAAAUUCUUCACUUCUUGGUGGACAAAGACUUCCUCAGUCCCAAGAGCUUGGAGAAUCCUCCUCUUGUGCUCAAGCACAGCAUGCUCUUCUCCCCCACAGAGAAAGGGAAGUCCAUGAUGAACAUUUACCUGGACAAUUUUGAGAACGGGAACUCUUCCGAUGGCAUCACCACCAUCGCAGGUAUCGAGUUUGGCAUAAAGCACGACCUGUUUCAGGACUACCUCCUCACAGACACGGUGUACCCUGCCAUAGCCAUAGGGAUCGUAUUACUGGUCAUGUGUGUUUACACGCGGUCAGUUUUUAUCACUCUAAUGACCAUAAUCGCCAUCAUCAGUUCACUGAUUGUAUCUUACUUUCUGUACCGAAUGGUCUUCAACUUUGAGUUCUUCCCCUUCAUGAACCUCACCGCCCUCAUCAUCCUCGUUGGCAUCGGUGCAGAUGACGCCUUUGUGCUUUGCGACGUUUGGAACUAUGCUAAAUUUGACAAGCCCCAUUCUGACCUGACGGAGACGGUCAGCGUGACCCUGCAUCACGCUGCCCUCUCAAUGUUUGUCACCAGCUUCACCACCGCCGCUGCUUUUUAUGCCAACUAUGUGAGCAACAUCACUGCCAUUCGCUGCUUCGGCGUCUACGCCGGCACUGCCAUUCUAGUCAACUAUAUCCUCAUGGUGACGUGGCUUCCUGCUGUGGUUGUGCUACACGAACGCUAUCUUCCAAACAUGCUAACCUGUUCAAAACCGUCACACCAGCAACAAAGCUGCUGCUCUCGCGUGUUUUGGAAUGGCCUUUGCCAGAAGGCCAGCAAAUGCCUGUUUAUGGUCUCUGACGCAUCGAGGAUCUUCUUUGAGAAGGUCCUACCUUGCAUCGUCAUCAAAUUGCGAUACCUGUGGCUCCUCUGGUUCCUAGCCAUCACGGUCGGUGGGGCGUACGUUGUUUGCGUAAACCCAAAGAUCAAACUCCCAUCCUUGGAGUUAGCAGAGUUCCAGGUGUUCCGCUCGUCUCACCCAUUCGAGCGCUACGAUGCAGAGUACAAAAAACUCUUCAUGUUUGAGAGAGUCCAUCACGGCGAGGACCUCCACAUGCCCAUCACCAUCAUUUGGGGAGUCAGUCCUGUGGACAACGGAGACCCCCUGAAUCCCAAAAACAAGGGAAAGCUGGUGCUGGAUAAGAGUUUUAACAUAGCCAGCCCCGCCUCUCAACUGUGGAUCCUCAACUUCUGCCAGAAGCUGAGGAACCAGAGCUUCACCUUCCAGUCGAAGGAGCAAGACUUCACCAGCUGUUUCAUCGAGACUUUUAAAAAGUGGAUGGAGAACCAGGAUUGUGACGAGGCCUCUGUAUACCCAUGCUGCAGUCAGACAACGUUCCCAUACAAGCAAGAUGUUUUUGAGUUGUGCAUCAAGAGAGCUAUAAUGGAGCUGGACCGGAGUACAAGCUACCACCUCGACAGCAAGACUCCCGGGCCUCGAUUUGACAUAAACGACACCAUCAGGGCCAUCGUUUUAGAGUUCCAGAGUACCUACCUCUUUACACUGGCCUACGAAAAGAUGUACCAGUUUUAUCGAGAGGUGGAUGCCUGGAUCAAAGAGGAGCUUCGCAGUGCCCCUGUUGGCCUUAGUAACGGUUGGUUUAUCAGCAACCUGGAGUUCUAUGACCUUCAAGACAGUCUUUCUGAUGGGACCCUGGUUGCCAUGGCGCUGUCAGUGGCGGUGGCCUUCAGCGUCAUGCUGCUAACCACCUGGAAUAUCAUCAUCAGCCUUUACGCCAUCCUGUCAAUCGCAGGGACCAUAUUCGUCACGGUCGGCUCGCUUGUGCUUCUGGGCUGGGAGUUGAACGUCUUGGAGUCUGUCACCAUCUCUGUUGCUGUCGGCCUCUCUGUGGACUUCUCCGUCCACUACGGCGUGGCCUACAGACUCGCUCCAGAACCCGACCGUGAGGGAAAAGUCAUUUUUUCUCUCAGCCGAAUGGGCUCUGCCAUCGCCAUGGCAGCUUUGACCACGUUCGUUGCCGGUGCUAUGAUGAUGCCGUCCACUGUUCUAGCUUAUACCCAGCUGGGCACUUUUAUGAUGCUGAUCAUGUGCAUCAGCUGGGCCUUUGCUACCUUCUUCUUUCAGUGUAUGUGCCGAUGCCUGGGGCCGCAAGGCUCCUGCGGACAAAUCCCCCUUCCCAAAAAGCUGCAGUGCCCAGCUUUCUCUGAAGGCACGUCAACAGCACCCCCGACCCAAGAGAAGAGCUUUGGCUUGGGAAAAUAUCAGAUAGAUUCUCGGAGCAAAGAGGUGGAGCAGUAUGAGCUGGAGCCACUGGCAUCUGCUCAGAAAGCUGAAGAUAAACCCCAAGAAGAGCUGGAGCUGGGCACUCGGCUCUACAAUGGAGUCCCCCCUCACCACGCCGCGCCUUUCCCUCACGUCCACCAUAGGACCUCUGAAACUGGCAGAAGUGGCCAAGAGAACGGCCACCAAGUUGGACAGCCGUUUAGGUGCAAGUACUCUCAAAACAUGAACUGCAGCUGCGCAGAUCCUUCCCACCUGCUGCAGCAGUGGACCCCCUGCUCCUGUGCUCCCCAGGACCCCCUUUCUUGCUCUGGGACCCCACAUCUCCUCCCAGUCACUUUAAACGGCCCAAGCAAGCAAAACCCCGCCCUCUUACCAUCCAACCGGGACCCAGUCCUCACUCACAUGGAGUGUCAUGUCCAUUAUGUCCACUGUCCUUACACCCACUUACACAACUGCUCCCAAGGAAGAUUACUGGCUCCUAAACAAGGGUCUGCCCAAGCCUGCCAGCUCAGGAAGUUCUGUAUUCAGUCCCCGAAUCUGCAACCUGCUUCAGCCAGAGAACAGAGAUGCAUAACCUCAGCUGCAGGCCAAGAUGCAAGUUCAGGACCGGCGUCAGAGACUUCAAAAGAAAAUGACAAUUGUGGCAGCUGCCAAAGUAUGCCCGCCAAGGGUGUGAGACAAGCUCAAGAGGAGUGCCUCGUAUCACAAGAAACCUGCCAGGAAAAGCACAGAGCGGACGACGACCGUCGUGCCGAAAGUCCUGCGUCCUCCACACAGACACACACUGACUGCAAAACCCCUGGAAACCAGGAGACGCAAGAACGCAGAGUGGGGAAAAGGUGCAAACAGAUCUCAACGGGAGAGUCGCCCGCCUCUCCAAAGAAACUCUCUUGUUUUAACAGGACGUUGAAAGUGAAGUGCAGCUCAGCUUCAGAAGUUCACGUGCCAAAAAACGAAGCCAGCAUGCCUCCACCUGCAGUUGUUCCCUCCCCUGAAAGCAUAUGCUGACCAUAAGUUGACUUUAGAGAGUGCAGUCGUUCAUGGGGUGUGACAGAGGUACUAAAUAUAUUUUUUUGAAAAAGCACAGACGCAUUAUUUACAGUGUUUUCUGCUUGUUUUGAACACACAACACUAAGCCUUAACUGUUUACAACAAACCGCUGUUGCCACAGGUGGAAGAAAUCUGAAAAAGAUGCAUCCAUUUAUAAAGACAUGUCUCACUUAAGUGUUAAGCCUAUUCAAACAGCAGCCAUUUGCACCAAAGUAAAGUCUUAAGGCCUUGAACUGUGCACUUAUACUUUAAGACACGAUCAACCCAACCGUGUGACAUAUUUCACAGGCUGAUGCCGACGUUCAUCACUGUGCAGUCGUCUCAGAUUUGAGCUGGACUAUCUGAUUAAAAUGUCUAAUAAACAUCCUCUUCUUGCUGGUCAUUUAAACACUUUUGAUCCAUUUUCAAGGCGUUCCCAGUGGUCUUUUAAUUAUGAUUUUGACGUUUUUAGUCAAAAUUUUUAAAAGAAGCAGUUGUUUUGUAGGAGAUAGUUUCUGCAGAGCGUAAAUAGUUAAUUGGAAAUUCAUCUCAGAAUUACCAGCGGGCCCGUUUGAGCUGAGCAACCCAGCCCCCCUUUCCCCUCUCCAUUGCUGAGAGCUAAGAGCAAGCAGGUUGUGGCCCUCCCAGCAUAUUAACUACACCACAAAUACAAUUUUCGUCUGCAGAAUUUGAAUAAAGAAAUACUCAGAAAUGUAAUUUUGUGGUCAAUUAGGAGAAAAAUAUCACAUGAAUACAUUAAAAACACAGUUUUCAUCAGAGUGGUCUGAGUGUUGCCCAAACUUCCUGUGCCGUGAGCCGGGCUGUCUGCAUGUAUAGACGUGAUUUACACAGGAAUAACAGAUUUUUAUCUCCAUUUGUGUGAUGUCAUCCAAUCAGAGCUCCAUUUUCAACAUCACAAACUGUAAAGUUUUGGAAUCCCAAACAGCUAUAAAAGCUUCACUGUAAAAAUCAUCAAAUGGACGAGCGGGAAUGAAAAGAAGAAAUGUUGUAGGGCUUUAUUAUAUCGCAUCAUUGCAUCAGCUAACAGAAGCACUCAGCGUUUACAGACUUGCUGAGGUACACAGCUUUAAUUAAAGGGAUA
This is a messenger RNA of Oryzias melastigma (Indian medaka), 6193 nucleotides long. It is a transcript of the gene disp1, whose product is annotated as dispatched homolog 1 (Drosophila). NCBI's taxonomy places the organism in Eukaryota, Metazoa, Chordata, Actinopteri, Beloniformes, Adrianichthyidae. Gene Ontology annotation, cellular component: membrane. The record is from RefSeq and is a predicted model, not a curated record. The transcript is spliced from 10 exons. Bases 379 to 5070 code for a protein of 1563 amino acids.